AUGGGCGCAUGCAUGAGCUCGAGCAAUGAGGAGGUGGACCAGAAGAAAAAGAGUCAGGCUAUCGAUAAGAUCCUUGAGGAAGACUCAAAACGAUUACGGAAAGAAUGCAAAAUCUUGCUAUUAGGUUCCGGAGAGAGUGGCAAGUCGACAAUUGUCAAACAGAUGAAAAUCAUUCACCUCAAGGGUUAUUCGGAAGACGAGCUGUUCAACUAUCGGCCAACUGUUUUCAAGAAUCUUGUCGAGUGCGCCAAGGCAGUUAUUAUGGCCAUGCAGCAGUUUGACAUCGAACCUCAAAAUGAAGAAAACAAGGCGCAUGCGGAAUUUCUUCUGGAAUAUCAAGCAGAGUCUGGUCCCCAGGCACACAUCGAUGCAAAAGUCGGUGCGGCCGUACAAGCUUUGUGGAAUGAUCCAGCGAAGGAUCUGUUGAUGGAGCAUCAGACCGAGUUUUAUCUUAUGGACUCGGCAGAAUAUUUCUUCCAAGAAGCAAUGCGAAUAGUAGCAACCGACUAUCUGCCCAACGAAAUGGAUGUGCUCCGGGCACGAACGAAGACAACAGGUAUUUAUGAAACAAGAUUUCAGAUGGGCCAAUUAAGUAUCCAUAUGUUCGACGUCGGUGGUCAGCGAAGCGAGAGGAAGAAGUGGAUACACUGUUUCGAGAACGUAACAUCCAUUAUAUUCUGCGUUGCCCUGAGUGAAUACGAUCAAGUCCUGCUCGAGGAGAGCAGUCAGAACCGAAUGAUGGAGAGUUUACUGCUUUUCGACUCAGUAGUCAACUCAAGGUGGUUCAUGCGCACCAGUAUCAUUUUGUUCCUCAACAAGGUCGAUAUCUUCAAGCAAAAGCUGAGCCGGUCACCACUGGGCAAUUACUUCCCAGAUUACUCAGGCGGAAACGAUGUCAACAAGGCAGCCAAAUACCUACUCUGGCGGUUCAACCAGGUCAACCGAGCACACUUAAACUUGUAUCCUCAUUUGACGCAAGCAACAGACACAUCAAACAUCCGACUGGUUUUCGCAGCAGUCAAGGAGACUAUCUUGAAUAACGCGCUUAAGGACUCUGGCAUUCUGUGA
Messenger RNA from Fusarium pseudograminearum CS3096, 1068 nucleotides. RefSeq lists its product as uncharacterized. The record is from RefSeq and is a predicted model, not a curated record. Gene Ontology annotation, biological process: adenylate cyclase-activating G protein-coupled receptor signaling pathway. Gene Ontology annotation, cellular component: heterotrimeric G-protein complex. Gene Ontology annotation, molecular function: GTPase activity; GTP binding; G protein-coupled receptor binding. The transcript has 6 exons. The coding region runs from base 1 to 1068 and encodes 355 amino acids. Lineage: Eukaryota; Fungi; Ascomycota; Sordariomycetes; Hypocreales; Nectriaceae.